Molecule: messenger RNA, 1454 nt
Organism: Panicum virgatum (switchgrass)
Lineage: Eukaryota; Viridiplantae; Streptophyta; Magnoliopsida; Poales; Poaceae
Product: transcription factor MYB77-like
Exons: 1
Coding region: 212-1231 (339 amino acids)
Biological process (GO): regulation of DNA-templated transcription
Cellular component (GO): nucleus
Molecular function (GO): RNA polymerase II cis-regulatory region sequence-specific DNA binding; DNA-binding transcription factor activity, RNA polymerase II-specific
Source: RefSeq, a predicted model, not a curated record
ACCGCCCCCGCGGCCCCGCCCCUCCACCUAACCUCCCUCCCCUCACACGAACGGCGAACCAACCCAACUCCUCGGGGAGGGAGCCGGGGAAACGAGAGCCUCGGCUUCGCCUCUCCAACCACACCCCACGUCUCCUCCGCCGCCCCUCGCUCCUUAUAUACGCGCGCAGCCCCAGCCCCGGCGGCGACCGGUCGAUCGAUCGCGCGAGGGAAUGGUGGUGCUGCCGGGCGGCGAGGCGGGGGGAGCGGGUAGCGGCGGCGCCCCGGCGGGGUCCGGAGGAGGGGCGGCGAGGGUGAAGGGGUCGUGGACGCCCGAGGAGGACGACCUGCUGCGGCGCGCCGUGACGCGGCACGGAGCGCGGAACUGGAGCGUCAUCAGCGCGGAGAUCCCGGGCCGGUCGGGCAAGUCGUGCCGGCUGCGGUGGUGCAACCAGCUCAGCCCCGGCGUGGAGCGCCGCGCCUUCACGCCGGAGGAGGACGCCCUCAUCGUCUCCGCGCACGCGCAGUACGGCAACAAGUGGGCCACCAUCGCGCGGAUGCUGCACGGCCGCACCGACAACUCCGUCAAGAACCACUGGAACUCCACGCUGCGCCGCCACCGCAGGGCCGCGGCGGCGGCGGCCAACGGCGGCGGGUUGCAGCUGCGCCCGCUCGCGGCGGCGGCGGCGGCGGCGGCGGCGGGCCCUCCGCCCGUCCCGCUCCGGCAUCUGUUGGCGGAGUCGGCGCCGGCGCCCCCCGUCGUCCCGUUCCAGCCCCUGGAUCUCAAGCGGGAGGACGACGGCGACGACGAGGAGGAAGAUGACGAGGACGAGGACGGAAGCAGCGAGGACUCCGUGCUCAUGGCGCCGCCCAAGAAGCGCCCUUGCCUCGGCGCCGGCCACACUACGCAUCCUUCUCUGCUGGGUGCAGUAAAGCCGCCGCCGGAGCACACCAAGCCUCAGCCACCGACCCCGGCCGCCGAACCGGUCACGUCGCUCACCCUCAGCCUGCCAGGCGGCGGCGGGACUGUCUCCGAGACCCCGGCACCGCGCGGCGCUGCGGCGGUGUCGAGCGUGGAUGGAGCUGCGAAGAUGCGGGCGAAGCUGGAGCAGGACUGGCCGUGGCUGCUGCCCGUGAUUCGGCAGAUGAUCGGCGAGGAGGUGCAGCGACACCUGCAGGGGGCGAGCGUGCAGGCCUGCUCGCUCGUCGCGUCGCCGGCGGGCGGGGCCGGCGCCGCCGACGGCCAGGACUGAUCGGCGUGCGUUCUCAGACGACGAACGGACGGGCGGCGGCCCAUCGGCGGCCGAGCUCCACCACCAUCUAACCCCUUUAAUUUGUUGUUUAAUUUCUUGGUUCAUCAUCGCAUGAACAAUGUCCAUCGCCAUCAUCAUAGGUAGGAUCUUAGAACAGUUCCAUGGAACAAAAUUUUACUUACUCCUGCUAGCAGCAGUAAUCCAAGCAAGUUACAGAUCGAGA